Messenger RNA from Struthio camelus australis, 2966 nucleotides. NCBI's taxonomy places the organism in Eukaryota, Metazoa, Chordata, Aves, Struthioniformes, Struthionidae. The record is from RefSeq and is a predicted model, not a curated record.
CUGAGGCCUGCAGCCAUAAUGAAGCAACAAAGAGUUUGUCUCAUGCUGGACAGCUCCCAGCAUAUGUUCAGUUAGAAACCUGAAAGCUGUGGACCAAGACUUGUCUUCUGUUCAGGAUAAAGCUGAAGGCUGAGUUUAGUGGCUACUCUGAAUAUUCUCAACAAAGAUAGAAUUUCUGCCAAGAAACAGGCUUAGAGGAUGGAGCAGGAAGUGGCAAGACAGGAAGAAGAGAAAAAAGAAGGCUUGAUUGAGUUUUAUGAUUCCUUCAAGGAUAUGUUUGAGUUCUUCUGUAAGAACACAACAAUUCAUGGCACUAUCCGCCUGGUGUGCUCAGACAGCAAUAAGAUGAAAACAGCUUUUUGGACUCUGCUUUUACUUGCCAGCUUUGGCAUGUUAUACUGGCAAUUUGCGCUUAUGUUCAGCCAGUACUGGGCCUACCCUGUUGUCUUGACCAUGUCGAUGCAUUCAGAGCCCAAGAUGUUUCCAGCGAUCACUAUCUGCAAUCUGGACCCAUACAGAUUUGAACUGGUCAGUGAACAUUUAGUUCAACUGGAUCAAAUGGCAGAGGAAUCUAUUGCUUUUUUAUAUGGCAUCAACACAUCAGCCAGCUUAUUCCAUAUGAACGAGAAAAACAUCCAAGUAAAAGACACGUCAAGUAUAGGCAAUCUCAGCAGGUCCAGCUUCAAGCUGAGCCAAAACUUCUCACUCUUGAGAAUAUCUGACCACAGUAUUAGAGCAGUAAAGACCCAUUCCAAGGUGGGCUUCAGACUGUGCAAUGCCACAGGUGGAAAUUGCUUCUACAAGACCUACUCAUCUGGGAUGGAUGCAAUUCUUGAAUGGUACAGGUUUCACUAUAUGAAUAUCAUGUCCCAGCUGCCAGUUAUAAUCAACAUUUCUCAUCAUGAGGAGCAAAUAGAAGAUAUGGUCUAUUCCUGUCAGUAUGAUGGGGAGCCCUGCAGGCCCAGUGACUAUAUUCACUUUCACCACCCAGUCUUUGGAAGCUGCUACACUUUUAACAGCAAGGGGACAGACGCCUUUUGGACAGCAACAAAACCAGGAAUUCCUUACGGACUUUCCCUCAUCCUGAGAGCAGAGCAGAAGGAUCACAUCCCUCUCUUGUCUACAGUGGCCGGUGUGAAAGUGAUGAUACACAACCACAAUCAGACACCGUUCCUUGAGCAUGAAGGCUUUGACAUCAGACCAGGCAUUGCGACUACAAUAGGCAUUCAGCAGGAUGAGGUGAAUCGUCUGGGUGGCAAUUAUGGGAAAUGCACAACUAAUGGCAAUGAUGUGAACGUUAAACUUCUGUACAACAACUCCUACACCCUGCAGCUACCACUCUCCUAUGUCUUACUCUGCUUUCAGCACAUAAUGGUUAGAAAAUGUGGCUGUGGUUAUUACUACUACCCACUGCCUCCCAGUGCUGAAUACUGUAACUACAACAAGCAUCCUGCAUGGGGUCACUGCUUUUACCAGCUGUACAACAGGCUCAGGAAUCAUCACCUCAAUUGUUUUGACCAAUGUCCCAAGCCAUGUCGGGAAUCACUGUACAAAGUGUCUGCUGGGACAGCUAAAUGGCCGUCAGUGAAGUCUCAGGACUGGAUCCGCCAAGCUCUAAGACAUCAGAAUGGAUAUAACUCUACUAGCAACAGGAAGGAUAUUGCCAAGGUGACUAUCUUCUACCAGCAACUGAACUACCAGUCUGUGAACGAGUCUCCUUUGCUCUCAGAUAAUUUGCUUCUGUCCAGCAUGGGAAGCCAGUGGAGUCUAUGGUUUGGAUCCUCAGUGUUGUCUGUGGUUGAAAUGUUUGAGCUGCUCAUAGAUACGCUAGUCUUGUCUCUCCUCUUCUGCUACCAAAGGUUCAGGUCAAAGAAGACGUUAAAAGUAGCGCACACUCCUGCCGUCCCCACCGUGAGCUUGAUGUUAGAAAACUACCGAGCUGUGCAGGAGGAGGCUGGGAAAGGCUGUGGUUCUGCUCAGACUCAUGCUCCUGUAGUGACCAUUGCCAUGGACAACAACAGUGACCUGCAUCUUCACCUGCUCUCCAGCAAGGUGGAAAUGCCAGAGCUUUGCCCGGAUGUGGUGCUUAAAUGAUUUAGGUACAUGAAGAACAGCUCUUUGGAAGGGGAACUGAAUAGCUAAGAGUGGUGUGUGUGUCCACAGAGCAGUGGGAGACUUGACGGUCCCAGAAUGCAUCAGAAAGGUGAGGCCACAGGGGCUCAGGUGCCAUCAGAAAGGCCACAAACAGAAACGUGCUGUUUUCACAAUCUCUGAGCUCCUAAAUACCACAGUGCUGAGCUCGGGAAUCCUCCUUCAGCUAUUAUAAGCUCAUUAUUAAACCUACCUGUAUGCUCUGGAUUCAGGCAGAAUGCAGUGUUCUUUUGUUCUUAAUGAAUAUUUGUUGCAGGGAGGAGGGAGGGCUUUAGGAUAACUCUCUGGGGCAGUUAUCCAGUCCGCAUAAAAGUUUAUUCAUAGCUUCUAACUUUUAAACCCUUGUGAGGAAGUCAGCUUGUGGCUUCAAAUAGGCCCAUCUGCAUUUCACAAAUGUACUCGAGAAAAAGUCAGCCUGCUUGUAAACGGAAAGGUUUCCAGCUGAGGCUGCUGGGGUUCAUCCCAGUCAGAGUUGCCUUGAAUGCGAGGCUGGUUUGAUUGCAGCUUUGCUUCCAAGACACUUCUCUGCCCUCAACCUACUACUAUUACAUUUUAAGGAGAAUGCACAGAAUGCUUUUGCUGGGACGUUUUUAGAUUUAGCCCAGAUGGGCUAAAUGGGACUCACAUUCCUAGAGGAAAGGAGUUCAAGGAAAUGGGGUUGAUCGAUCUUUUUUUUCCUAUCAUUGUUGCUACCUGAGUUGUUUAGAAGAUUGAAACAAUGCUGCAUUUUUGUUGCAGCCUCUUUAUAAAUAUAGAGGAAUGUUUUAAUGUUAAUAUUUGACAGUAACUUAUGUGUACAUAAAAUAACAGAUUUA